Molecule: messenger RNA, 1642 nt
Organism: Stegodyphus dumicola
Lineage: Eukaryota; Metazoa; Arthropoda; Arachnida; Araneae; Eresidae
Product: ADP-dependent glucokinase
Biological process (GO): glucose metabolic process
Cellular component (GO): endoplasmic reticulum
Molecular function (GO): ADP-specific glucokinase activity
Source: RefSeq, a predicted model, not a curated record
UUCUUGGCAAUUGUACACACGUGUGUGCGGGAUGGUUUUCGUACACUGAUAAAUUGUAGGGAAUUAAAAAGUUUUACUGUGAUAUAUUUUUAAAUGGGUGGGAGGAAUAGAAAAAGGAAAGAGAGGGGGAAGGAACGGCGUUUUCUAAAUGUAAAAUACAGCAAACGUAUGAUAAAUUUAGCUACUAAAAUCUCGAUUGGCACUCUUAUUUCUUUAGCUAUAGUUUUUGUCGCGUAUUUAUAUAAUAAAAAUAAAUCCGAAAAUGAAUCAGUGAAGCUUGCAGAAACUCUUGCCGGAUUACUCUCAGAAGAAAAAUCAGCUUCAGUUGAUGCUGGAACGAAAGUUGCUAUUGGUUUUGGAUCCUGUCAGGAUAUUAUAGUUCAAAGCAAUCAAGUUAUAUUUGAUCCUGCUCCAGAAGAACCAGAGCACUUCUAUUCUAUUGCAACAAAAGAAGAAUUUUUGAAAGUUUUUGCAUAUUUCUAUCGUCAUGGUGCUGCUGCUGAGAGAUUUAUAUCUAAUUCCACACUGUUUCAUGAAUUGGUUGAUGUGGCCAAGAAAGCAGCAAGCAGUCGUUAUCACAUUGGUGGUAAUGCUCCAGUGAUGGCAAAAAGAUUUGUAAAAGAAGGUUGUGAAGUUCUUUUGGGAGCACAUAUAUCUAAAAGUCUACGUAAUGAGUUCCCUACGGGAAUUCAUAUUUCGGGACCAGAGGUUGAAAGUGAUGAUAUACAUUUAUUGCUUGAAUAUCCAGCUGGACAAAGGUGGGGUCCAUAUACACCUCCAAGAGCAAAUCGUUUCAUUGUACAUAAUGAUCACCAGAAUCCUAAAUUAUUUUCUCUGGAUGCAUUUAUAAAUCAAGUGAAGAAUUAUGACCCUAAUCUCCUUGUGAUUGGAGGACUUCAAAUGAUGGAUAAUUUUCCAAUGUCUGAAAAUAGACAGAAAGAACUUCUACUCAAAGUACAAAAGCUGAUGAAAUCACAACCUAAUGAUGUUAGAAUACAUUUCGAAAUGGCUUCAUUUAGUGAUGAAAAACUUUUGAAGGCCCUUGUAGCGAAUGUGAUACCUUUUGCAGAUUCAUUAGGAAUGAAUGAGCAAGAGUUGCCUAAUUUGUACCAGAUGAUGAAGUAUGGCAAUGUCAGUCUUCUUGCUGAGAGCCGUCCAAGAAUUGCUUCUAUAUUAGAUCAGAUGAGAAAUGUUUUUGAAUUUCUUCAAGGCACUGUGGAAACGCAUGGUCGUCGUAAGCUUACAAGACUUCAUGUUCAUACUUUGGCUUUCCAAGCAAUAUUAACAGAUAAAGAAUCUCAGUGGAAAAACACAAAAGCAGCUGCAGCUAAAUCAGCUCUUACAGCAAAUCGACACACUUGUGGGUCUGAUGUAAUAGAUGUGAAAAAAGCUAAACUCAUUAUGGAUGAUGCUUUUACAACAAGUAUGAAACCUGAUGCUCGGCGUAUACCUUUUGAAACCAAACAUCCAAUAUCUUGCUGGGAUGAACUGAAUGUAGAAAUAUGCAUAGCACCUGUAUUAGUUUGUACAGAUGUUUUACAAACUGGUGGUGGGGGAGAUAACAUUUCUUCAUCAGGAUUAGUUUUACAAAUUUAAAAGUUUUACUGAAAAUUACUCAAGUGUUUUAAUUGGACCAUUCUGA